AUGGCCUCACCCACUCUCUCGGCGGCCCUGGUCCUGGCGUUGUGGGGUUGGGCGCCGGCUCCUGCGGGGGCCUUGGAUGCCAUGGGCCCUCAUGCCGCCGUCCGCUUGGCCGAGCUAUUAACCCCGGAGGAGUGCGGCCAUUUACGGUCACUGUUGGAGGCUCCCGAACCUGAUGUCCUGGCCGAGCUGGCCAGACUGUCCGAGGACCGGCUGGCUCAGGCGGAGCCAUGGGACGAGCUGGAGCUGAUCGUGGAGCGGCUGCCUCAGCCCCCGUACGAGCGGAGCCCCACCGGCUGGGCCGGGCCGCUGCUGCUCGGCCUCGUCUCGGGCUUCGUGGGGGCGCUGGGCACCGGGGCGCUGCUCAUUCUGCUCACGGUGUGGCUCACGGGCGGCGACGGCCCUGCCAGCCCCAGCCUGCCCGCCUCUCCCAGCGCGCAGGGCCCGUGGGAAAGAAAGCCGCUGCUGGGCUGA
This is a messenger RNA of Echinops telfairi (small Madagascar hedgehog), 471 nucleotides long. RefSeq names its product transmembrane and death domain 1 (gene TMDD1). Lineage: Eukaryota; Metazoa; Chordata; Mammalia; Afrosoricida; Tenrecidae. The record is from RefSeq and is a predicted model, not a curated record. The coding region runs from base 1 to 471 and encodes 156 amino acids. The transcript is spliced from 2 exons.